GUUGUCUGCUACUUAAAGCUAAAAGUGCGGUGUAACAUAUAGCGGUGCGAAACAUACUGUAUAACAAAAAUAAAAAUAAACAAGACGUGGUCUCUACAAUUCACCUUCUCUUCAAACUAUGAACAACAAAUUUGAUGCAUUGAAAGCUGAAGAUAGCAGUGGUUCCGGUGAAGAAGAGUUUGACAAAACUGAUCCAGAAUCUCCCCCAAGGCCACCACCAAAGCCUGGCCCGGGUGAAAACCCACUGCAGUACAACUAUGGCUUCUGGUACUCUCGGAAAUCUCAGGGCAACAAAUCUGCUAGCUACGACCAGAACUUGAAGCUAAUAGGGACAUUUGCUUCUGUGGAGCAGUUCUGGAGACAUUAUUGCCACAUCGCCCGACCUGGGGAUCUCACUGGCCACACAGACUAUCAUCUGUUCAAGGAGGGCAUCAGACCAAUGUGGGAGGAUAAUGCAAACAAGAAUGGUGGCAAGUGGAUAAUUCGGCUGAAGAAAGGUCUGGCAUCUCGUUGCUGGGAGAAUCUGAUACUGGCAAUGCUGGGUGAACAGUUUAUGGUCGGGGAGGAGAUAUGUGGGGCUGUCAUCUCCAUACGAUACUCUGAGGACAUUUUAUCCCUGUGGAACAGGACAGCCAGCGACGGAGUGACCACAUCUCGUAUCCGUGAUACACUAAAACGUAUUCUUAAUCUGCCACCCAACACAAUCAUGGAGUAUAAAACACAUGGAGACAGUCUCAAAGACAACUCCAGUUUUAGAAACACCGACGUCUUCUUGAGAUAGCAGGACCAGGACAGGCAUGUUGAGAAACAGGGAACAGUAUGAAAAACAAAGUGGAGUGUGUCAAGUUUAGGGCAUAUAUAACAUUCUUGGUCCGUUUUCAAUAUAAGAUAUCCUAAGACUAUCCCUGGAGUCUGUGAUUUUAUAAAGUGUUCUCUCCAUUUUCUGAAGUCACUUAACACCCUUGGUCGGUAUAAUAUAUAAUAUAUUCCGAGACCGGAAUCUGUGAUUUCAUGUUUUCACUAAUUUAUUUUAAAAUUUGAUGAAGUAUGUUUGUAAGUCAUUUGAAUGUGAUCUGUUCAAAAGAUCCAUGUUUGUAUUCCUUCGCAUUCAUUUUUGUGAGGUAAAAAUCAUGGAUUUUAAGAUAACAACACAUAUCUCCCCAGCAUUAAGUUUCAUGGAUGGACACAAGUUAAUUUGGCAUAAAUAUGUCAUGAUUUAAGAUGACAAUUUUCUCCUCGGCCGUCAUUUUCAUUAACAGACACUUAUUAAUCUGGCCUAGAAUAUCAUAGAUUAUAAGAUUAAGACAUAUUUCUCGAUGGCAUUAAUUUUCAUAGAUGGAACCUAGCAAUUGGCAUAAAUUUUUCAUGGUUUUAAGAUAACGGCACAUUUUUAACAUGCAUCCUUUCAUUGUCGAGGACCCUUGGGAUCCUGUUAAAUAAAGAUUUUAGUCAGCUUAAGUAUUAUUAUGGUUUCAUUUGUUUUGCUACAUAUUUGAGUUAAUUUAAAUUAAGCCAGUAGCGGAAUAAAAAUUAACACAAAGUUGUUGAAAUAAAAACAAUUCCAUAUAUUGCCAUUUGUUAGAUUUAAGGUUAUUAUAUUAUGACUAAAAUCCUUUAUUGAAAUGUGCCCAUGUACUUUAUUCCGUUUACACUACAUAAGUAGCAGAGCGCAAUAGUGGAUUGGGGAUGUCAUUGUCUGGGAAACCUGUGAUUUAUUUCUUUUUCAUCAUUGGGACACUAUUGCUGAUAUAAGAAUUGUUGAACAGUUCUGCCUUUGUGAAUUGACAUAGACAUGUUCUGAAUUUGAUUUUUUUUUUUUAAAUGCAAUAUAUUAUAAUUUUGAUUAACAUCAAACAAUUUUUAAUACAUACUGGGUACACACGGAAAUUGAUGAAAAUGUCCAUGAGAAUUAUUUUAUAUGUGUGCCUUUAGUUAAGCCAACACUAUUAAAUUGUACUUGUGUUAAAUUAUUGAACGAUUUUCAACUACUUGUUUUUAAAUUUACAUAAAAAUGUUUGUCCCCUAGAAUCAAUCCUUACUCACUCUAUCUUACUAAUUCGAUCUUGUACUAAGACGAAAAACAACAUGUAGAGUAUACAAAUGUUUAAUUUGUUGUAAGCGUCAUGGCCAAUCAACUGUACAUACACAAAUAUUUUCACAUAUUUCAACAUACGAACAUAAGCAACACAUUUUCAAUGAAAUUAUUCAAAAAGCAUUGAUAUAUCUAUGUAACAACACAACUUUUGUUAAACAUAAAGACAAAAUUUUGUAUAUCAUAAUGUAUACUGAUUUCAAGAAUAUAAUGAUGAGUUCCGAUGUUUGAUAUGAAUGAAACCGUUAAGUUUUUUUAAAUAAAAAAACGUCGGACAUGCUUGUACACAGCUUGGUGACCAUGCGCUGAAUGAAUCAAUCAAUAUUGCACAGUAAACACGUGCUCGAUAGAGCGCGAAAUCAUAGCGCCCCCAGGCGUAUCGUUUCGGAACGAUACAAGGGGAAACAAUUUUCUCCUAAUUCUUUUCAAUCAAACGUAGAAAAUUAUAUUUUUUAACAUAAAAAUAAACUGUAAUAGAAGUUUUGCACUAAGUCAGUGUCAACGAGGUAAACAUUUUGUUCAUACAAAUUUGCCCUUACAUUUUAAACAGUGAAGCAAGGUUUUUUACUGAAAAAAAUUGCACAGGGUAUGCAUGUAACUGAAUUAUGUACAUAUCUGUAUGCAUUAUGAAAUAAAAAUCUAAGUCCA
This is a messenger RNA of Mya arenaria, 2740 nucleotides long. RefSeq names its product eukaryotic translation initiation factor 4E type 2-like. Gene Ontology annotation, molecular function: translation initiation factor activity; RNA 7-methylguanosine cap binding. The transcript is spliced from 6 exons. Gene Ontology annotation, biological process: translational initiation. NCBI's taxonomy places the organism in Eukaryota, Metazoa, Mollusca, Bivalvia, Myida, Myidae. The record is from RefSeq and is a predicted model, not a curated record. Gene Ontology annotation, cellular component: cytoplasm; eukaryotic translation initiation factor 4F complex. The coding region runs from base 119 to 781 and encodes 220 amino acids.